CCUUGCCUGGGAUCCAGAUUCUCAGGGCCUUAUCACCUGCACUUAUCUGUGUCCUGACCCUGGUCCACUGUGACCCUUGACUCAGACUCUUAGUCUUUGUUUUGCCCAGCCAGAUUGUGUCACUGCCCUACCAGCCCAUCUGAUCUGCCCCCACGCUAGGGUACCUCAAGUCAAAGCCCUCGUUUCUGCCAAGUGCAGUAGGAAUAUUUUAACAUUUAUCAUUCCUGGUCGGGUGGGCUGACAAGGUACUUAGGCUGUCUGAACCCUAAUUGCCCCAGCUGUGAAACGAGGGUAUUAUCUGCCAUUCUACCAACUCUCUAAUAUAUUGUAAGGUUCAAAGUUUUUAUGUGAUAGUAUCUUGCAAACUAUUGUAAAAAACUACACAGAUACAAGGUCCUGUGAUGAUUAUUACUGUCAUUAUCAAGAUUAACCUAGAGAUGACCACAAAAUUUAACUUUCCUUCAAAAUGUCCACUAACCUUUCUCAUUCUUUUAGACAAAUUACAGGAUAUAAAUAGCAAAGUGAGUUGGAAUAUAAUUAGAUUUCCUUCACUUGUGGUUAAGGAAGCUUUUUCCUGCCAUUGUGAUGAACCCUAGAGGAAGGGAGUGAGGUCAGCUGGAAGCCUGAGCAAGGUUCGGGUGAGGGCCGCGCAGGCUCAGCUCCUCCACUACAAGAGGAAGUCUCGAGUGCUGCGUCUACUGUCGCCAUAGUGACGGGACCAGCUUUGGCCCCACCCACCUGCCCCUUAACCCCUGAGACGCACCAUGGCAACCAGACCUUUGUAACGCACAAGCCUGUCUCACAGGUCGUCGCGGUUGAGCAACCGCGGUAGAGGCGUCCCCCGUCCCGAGGGGGCUCGAAAAUGUACAGCCAGCGGUUUGGCAUCCUACAGCGGGAGGUUAAAGGCCCCACUCCCAAAGUGGUGAUCGUGAGAGCCAGGACUCCCAGAGGCCAAGGGGCUGAGCAACAUCUGGAAAGAAUCCAACACGGCGGUCAAAAACGUCAUGCUAUUUUGGCUUCCAUUAAGUCAAAGGAGAGGGAUCGCUUUAAGGUUGAGUGGGACCAGCACAAUGACCGCAAGUUUAUGGACAGUCUUGUGAAAGCAAGAAUCAAGGAUGCCAUGCAAGGGUAUAUCAUCAAUACUGAAGAAAGACGAAAUAAGCUACGUGAACUUCUAGCAUCAGAGGAAAAUGAAUAUUUUACUGAAAUGCAAUUGAAAGAAGAAACAAUUGAGGAGAAAAUAGAUAGAAUGAGAGAGAAAACCAGAUUAUUAAAAGAGAAGAAAGAAAAAGAGAGACAGGAUUUUGUGGCUGAAAAGCUAGAACAGCAAUUCAGGGAAUGCUGUGAGGAGCUCCGUGCUGAACUGUUUUGUAUCCAUCAGAAGAAAGUGUGCGAGGAGCGGAAAGCACAGAUAGCAUUUAAUGAGGAGCUGAAAAGGCAAAAACUGGUGGAAGAGCACAUGUUCUCAAAGCUCUGGGAGGAAGACCGACUAGCCAAGGAAAAGCGAGAAGCCGAGAAAGCAAAGAGACAGAAAGAGCUGGUGGAGAACACACGGCUGGGGCUGAAUGCCCAGAUCACCAGCAUCUGGGCACAAAGGCAGGCCGCACGGCAGCUGAAGGAAGAGGAGGCGCGCUUUGCGGAAAAUGAGAAAGCACAGGUGAAACUUGAGAAUGAACAGGAUAAGCUAAAGAAACAGAAAACAAAACAGGAAAUUAGGACCACUUUGCAAAAAGCCCUCCAAGAGAAGAUAGAGCAUAUUCAGCAGGAAUACAGAGAAGAGCAGGACUUAAACAUGAAGCUUGUACAAAGGGCCCUUCAAGACUUACAGGAAGAGGCUGAUAAAAAGAAGCAAAAAAGAGAAGAUUUGAUAAGAGAACAGAAGAUAUAUCGUCAGUAUUUGGCACAACAAUGGGAGGAAGAAAAAGCUCAGGAGAAAGAAUUGGACAGAAUAUUAGAGGAAGAGAAGGAAAAGAAGUUGGCUGAGAAGGACAAGGAGCUGAGACUUGAAAAGGAGGCAAGGAAACAACUUGUGAAUGAGGUCAUGUGUACAAGAAAACUUCAAGUUCAAGAAAAGUUGCAGCGAAAAGCCAAAGAACAGGAAGAACGCUCCAUGGAACAGGAACGCGUAAAUGAAGGUCUUAAAGAGCUUAACCGUGAAGAGGAGGAGAAUUUUGCAAGACGCUCAGGUUUAGCCCAGGAGUACAGGAAGCAACUACAGAUGCAAAUGUCCUACCAGCAGCAGGCCCGGGAAGCGGAGAAAAAAGAGGGACGCCAAGAAUUUGAAGCAGGAAUGGCAGCAAACAAGAUUUGCCAGGACAAGAUUCGGGAGAUCCUGUCCACGCAUCAAGUGCCACUCCGAAACAUUCAUCCCAUGCGGAGGGCGUGCUCUAAUAAGCCUCCACCAUAGUUUCAUAAACUGCAAUGCAUACUUUUUCUUAGUCUUUUAAUAUUUUUAGCUAUAGUAUGCAUCUAACUCAUGGAUAAACUGUUUUGUUCUCUGAGUUUGUAUAAUUAUACAUAAAUUUCUUUCUUCAAAUUAAACUCCCUUUUUUAGACUGCAUAUACUUACAAAUAUGAAUGAUGUACUUCAUCUAACAGUUAUUUUCCUGACUUAUCCCAUUCCUCCUUUUCUUAUUCAUUCACUAAUAGCUAUACUACACUUUCUUCCAUUUCUUCUUGCCUCCUUUCUCUUCUAUCAUAUAUAAUUCAUGAUAUUAACAGGGCAUUUUUGCAGAUAGAGCAGGGACUAUCAUCCACUUUCAUUAACCCACAUAUUCAGUCAUUAAACAGAUAUUUACUGAGUGCCUCCCAUGUGUUAGGUGCUAGUCUGGAUCCUGAGACUUCAGCAACAACAAAACAAACCCCCUGCUUUUGCAAUACUUGAUUACAUCCUGGUGGAAUCAAGUGAUAAGUGUUAAGUGCUAUAAAGCAGGAAAUGACUGGAGUGCUAGUUUAUUUUUUAUGUGAUGGUCAGAAGAGAGUUCUUUGAGCAGAUGAUACUUGAAUGAACUAGCCCUUCUACUAGUUAUCUGGUUAUCUGGAGGGAAAACUUCCUAGACGGAGGAAAGAGCCAGUACAAGGGCCCUGGGGCAGAAAUUUGCUUAGUGCAUUUCAGAAAAAGCAUUUAUGCUGGAGUGGAGUGAAUGGGGGGAGAUUAAUCAGAAAGGCAGUGGGGGCCAGAUGAUGUAAGGCCUUGGAGUCAUGGUAAAGACUGGCUUUCACUUGGCUGUAGGAAGCUGUUACAGAGUUUUGAGCAGAGGAGUAACAUGAUAUGAUAAAAUUGUUAGGAUCAUCUUGUCUGUUUCUAUAAAAAUGUCUGCUGAGAUUUUGAUAGAGAUUGUAUUGAAUUUACAGGUGCAUUUGGGAGAACUGCCAUCUUAACAAUAAUGAGUCCUCUAAUCCAUGAAAAGGGUCUAUCUCUCCAUUCACUUAGGUUGUCUUUAAUUUUUCUCAGCAAUGUUUUGUAGUUUUCAGUGUGCAAGACCUUUGCUUCUUUUGUUAAAUUUCUUCUUAAGUAUUUCUUUUUGGUGCUAUCGUGAAUGUAAUUGUUUUCUUAAUUUCGUUUUUGGAUUAUUCAUUAUUAAUGUAGAGCAAUAUAAUUAUUUUUGCAUAUGGACCUUGCAUCUUGUUUGGGACCUUACUAAACUUGCUUAUUCUAGUAGGUUUUUUGUUUUUUGAGAUUAUGUAGGGUUUUCGGUAUUCAGGAUCAUGUUGUUUGCAAAUAAAGACAGUUUUAGUUCUUUCCAAUCUGAAUGCCUUUUCUUUCUUUUCUUGCCUUAAUGCACUGGUCAGUGAAAUAUCCAAUAUGAUAUUGAAGAGAAGUGGUGAGAAUAGACAUUCAUUAAGUGGAAACAUUCAUUCUUUGACCACUGAUAUUAUCUAUGGGUUUUCACAGAUGCCCAUUAUCAAUGUGAGGAUGUCCCCUCUAUCCCUAGUUUGUAUAGGAAGAGGUGUUGGAUAUUAUCAAAUGCUUUUUCUGUACCUAUUGAAAUGUGGUUUCUGUUCUUUAUUCUAUCAAUAUAGUAUGUUAAGUUACUGUCAGAUACAAACUAACCUUGCAUAUAUAGGAUAAACACCACUUGGUCAUGGUAUAUAUAUAUUUUAAUAUGUUGCUGCAUUCAUUUGCUUUUUUCCCCCACUAUGUUGAUCUUGGUCUGUUGUAUAUCUUGGAUCUAGGUCUAUUGUGAUAUCUUUGUCUGGUAGCAGGAUAUUAUUGGUCACAUAAAAUGAGUUAAAAGGUGUUUCUCCUCCAUUAUUUUCUGGAAGAGUUUGUAAAAGAUUGGUAUUAUUUCUUGCUUAAAUGUUUGAUAGACUUCAUCAGGGAUGCUGCCUGAGCUUUCUUUGUGGAAAGAUUAUUUUUUAUUGAUUAUUUGAUAUUGUUAUUGGCAUAGAUCUGUUCAGGUGUUCUGUUUCUUCUUGAGUUAGUUUUGGUAAUUUGUGCCUUUCUAGGAAUUUGUCCAUUUCAUCUGAGUUGUCUAAUUUAAACACAGAAAAUAUUCAUAAAAUUUCCUUUCAAUUAUUUUAACUUAUAAGGGGUCCAGAGUAAUGUACCUCUUUCAUUCUUUUUGGAAUUUGGGUGGUAUUUUGGUAUUCAAUGUCUGCAGAAGAACUAGAAAUUGUGGCCUCUCUAUCCAGUGUCCUUCCAUGACUCCAGAUGUAAAUAGCUCCCUACCAAGAAUAUGGUACUUGGAUGAUUAAAGCAAUUCUUAAAAACAAAAAGUAAAAAUCACCUUAUUGUUAAAUUAUACUAUUCAUCUUUUUCUUACUUAUUUGUAUGUAAAGGAAAGUAGCCUUUCAUCAUAUGAAUGCAAACAUUUUUCAUAGGUUUUCUGCCCUGUUGAUGACAGAGAAGGAAACUAUAAAGGGCUUGGAUUCCUGACAUCUUAUUAUCUGAUAGGGCUGAUUUCACCUCUUUGGUCUUCUUUAAAAUUUUUUUUUCAUAGCUAUGUAACUAUCAUAAAUUUUUCUCCAAAUCAAUAUUUGCAUAAUUUGGUUAUCUCACUAGUAUUUUCAUUCAGAUGACAUUAUAGACUAGUUCAGGGAUGCUGUCAUCUUUAUAUUUAUUUUGCCUAUCCAUAAGUCACAAUGUGGCCUUAUUCAGACUAUUCAUUGCCUACCAAUUCUCUGUUUUCUCUUCUCUCUCAAAUUAACAGGACCUUGGUUUCUGUUGUGUGUAAUGCAUAUGUGUGCACAAAUGUGUAUAACUAUGAAUGAAUGUGAGUUUGACUGGGCAUGCUGCUGUAUAAAUAAAGAUUACACCUCUUACAUUCCCUUGCAAACAGUGUUUGUCCAGGUGCCUAAAUUCUGGCCAAAGUAGAAGGGUUAUAUGGGUUUUCCGGGAAGUAUCCUUAAAGCAGGGAGGGAAUUUUGGGAAUGGUUGAGUAAGGAGCUCUGCAAAUCUUCUUCCCGAAAGGUAAUGAUAAAAUGGGAAACAUAGCCCCAAACAGCCUAAGGACUCUGAAAAGGUAUGUAACAAAUUGAGAAGCAUUUAUUCAAGAAAAUAUACUAAACUUUGGUAAGAAUGGUGGGGUCUGUGGUAUUUUGACCUGUGCUGCUUGCAUAUCCCAUUCAGCUGCACGGAGCAGUAGUUCUCCCAGGGAAACCUGCAGCCUCAUUGCUAGAGGAAGCAGAAUUGGAAAAUUGGGGCAUUGUCAAGAUGAUAGUAUUCUCAGUGGCAAGUGAGAAAGGCCAACAUCACAGCUGAGGUUGUGAUACUGGUUGGGGCAAACAGAUCACAUCUGAGUUUAUGCUAAGUAUUUAUGCCAAGACACUGAUGUAUUUCCACUAAUUUAACAGGAAGAUUUAGGGAACAUGGAAGCUAUAAUGGGCUUUGAUAAACUCCAACAUAUUCUUCAUGGUCUGGAAGUCUACAUAGACAUAAAGCUACAUGCAUGCUCAUGAGAGACCUGAGCAGGCACUAGCAGUCUACCUUGGCCACAUGUGAAGCCAUGCACAUGUAGAAGGUAAAGGAUGGGGCAGGUUUGCAAGUGACCUAAACUUUGAAUGUGUUCCCCAAUCCUCACACAGAUCCAUCGGCAAAUGGUAGAAGCUUACUAGCUCAACCACUGACUGACCACUAAAUUAUGUUGACCUAGCCUAACUCCUAGGAAGCCAAGCUUAAACAUUUUUAAAUAAAGCAGGAAUUUAAAAAAUGGGCAAAGACAUCAGUGUUAUCCUGCUAGGUUCUAAAAGGGUCAAAUGAAGUCAAGUAUGUACAAAUAAUUUGAUUAAUAGUACAUUUUCUAUGUUUUUUUAUUGUUAUUAU
Molecule: messenger RNA, 6265 nt
Organism: Manis javanica (Malayan pangolin)
Lineage: Eukaryota; Metazoa; Chordata; Mammalia; Pholidota; Manidae
Gene: CFAP53
Product: cilia and flagella associated protein 53
Source: RefSeq, a predicted model, not a curated record